GUCAGGCGCACAUCAAUCGUCCUGAUUUUUGCAACCAGUCAUGUGGUCUGGUGGAGACGACUUGAACGAAAACGGCGAACGCGUUCGUUUGUACCAGCCGAUCCUGUACGGACGCAAACCCGUCCAAGAGGAUCCGACGGCAUCCUACAUUGGCGGCGAUGACGAUAACCAAUUUCCCUUGGACGGAACCACCGCAACCUGUUCCAGCUGCCAAAACUCCUUACAGCUGUUGGCACAGCUCUACGUUCCCCAGUAUCGAACGGCACACGGUUCCACUCCCGUCGCCAAGACGUUGCAAAUCUCUGCCUGUCGACGAGCCAGCUGUUGGAACCAAUUGUUUACGGAAGGAAAGAUAUCAGACGGUCAGGGGGUGGUUCGCUGUCGCCGUCUUUGCAGGGAUCGCCUAGACUACUGUCGAGAGAAGUUCCAAGCUUCCCGGCAACAAGAGACGACGCUACCGUCUAGAACGGAUUCGCCGUCUCCACAUACCAAUACCAUCGCAGCGGACGAUUGGGCGGUUCCCGCCGAUGUUACCGAAGACAAUAGUCUCGGCGAUUUGGAAGUUCAGUUAGCCGCUCUGGAAGCCGCGGAAGGAUCGUCCCGAAAACCGGCCAAGCCGUGGAAGCGGACUCGACCACAGCAGUGUGCAUCCUCGAAAUUUUCUUGUUUCGAAUUGUCGCACGUCCAAGAGCCGGGUGCCAUUGCUCCGUUGGACGACGAAGACGACGUGGGUCUUUCCAAAACGGACGACAACGCCAAAAUCCAAGCCAUGCUCGCCCGGUAUUUGGCGGAAGAAGACGACACUGAUAUAAUCAACGCUCUGCGUCCGUCAAUGAAUACCGGAGGAGGGAGUACUUGGACCGCCACGGAACCGGACGAGCGACUGAGUGUCGAAGAUCGCGCGUUAUGGACGUUUACGGACCGCCUUCAACGUUCCCCCCGCCAAGUGUUGCGGUACGCACUGGGUGGUGUACCCCUGUGGUCCAUUCCCGUAUCCGUGGCAUUAUCAUCGAAGGUAUUGAGUACGCCACCGAUCCCCGCGUGUGUGUGUGGCGCACCACGGGUGUACGAAUGUCAGUUACUCCCGUCCGUCUUGGCCAUUUUGCGGGUGGACCAACCCCAGCACGAGUCGAUCUGGGGAGACGCGUUGGAUUUCGGCAACGUGGCCGUGUACAGUUGUACGGCCGCGUGUGCCGAUGCCGACGAAGAAUUCGUGGUGGUGCAGCAAUCCGUAGACGCGUGGCCCGCGGAGGGAGUGGAUCCCCGGCGUAACGACGACGCAACGGCGGCGGUGGUAAUCCCGGAAGAUGCCCGCUUUAGCGUGGACGAUGAUGACGAUGAUGAACAGAAUCGUGGGUAG
Molecule: messenger RNA, 1360 nt
Organism: Phaeodactylum tricornutum CCAP 1055/1
Lineage: Eukaryota; Bacillariophyta; Bacillariophyceae; Surirellales; Neidiaceae
Exons: 1
Coding region: 41-1360 (439 amino acids)
Cellular component (GO): cytoplasm
Source: RefSeq, a predicted model, not a curated record